UUUGGAGAGACAGUGAGCUGCUUUAGAUUGACUGGAAGUCGGUGGAGACACAUGCUAAAUCAUAGACAUAUUUGCUUUGUAUUUCCUCUUUUCCAUCCUCGCCUUUUCCGCCGUUUUUUUCUCUUGCCGCUUUAUGUUGCCACAAAUUUAUUCCAUCCCUCCACAGGUUGGUCGAUUUAAUCCAGUCAUCAUGGAUUAUUUCUCUGUAUUGUAGACAUGUAGAUCGUCACAGAGCGGAUCGAAAUGGGCACGGUCGAUUGAUCCCUAUUUGGGAGAGAAUUACACAGAUUGCGCGUUACGGAGUGUGGGAGCGCCUCGCACAUCCAAGACAGCAGCGCCGAGGAGAAAAACCUGUGGAGGAUCUGAGCGAUAGGAACCACAGACGGGAAGAUGUCAACACGAAGAAGAAAAAGUCCUGUUUUUUCCAGCUGCCGUUGACUGAUGACAAGUAACCUGGGGACCGGGACUGGGCGAAACGAGACAGGUGAGAGAACCAUGGAGCCUCCCCCCUCACUCAGCCUGGCCCUGUUGGGAGGCAGUGAAGAUGAGGACCAGCGCUUCCUCCUCCCCCUGGGCAGUUUACCCCAUCCUGCCAGCGCCGGCAACCAGCCAGGAUCAAACCACUCCAACCACAUGGGGGGGUCAAGUCUGGACCGCCUGAAUGGCAGCACCCCGUCCCCGUCACCUGCCACACCCAGCUUACCCCCCACAUCGCUCCCCAAGCUCCCUCUGUCCUCCUCUGGAGCUCAGCCUCUGCCCCCACCCAUCCCGAAUGCACUGCACCCCACUAGCACCCCGUUAUCGUCCUGCCUGGGCUCACAGCACAGCCUGAGCGGAGACAACUCACCUGUGUACAACGCCCUGUUCUACUCCUCCCACUCGCCCUCCAUGGAGCGAGAGAGGGACCGGGAGAGAGAGAGGGAGAGAGAGAGGGACAGAGAGCGGGGCUCCAAGCACAGACAAGCCAGUCCUCUGGUGCACCGCAGAGACAGUAACCCUUUCACCGAGAUCGCCAUGAGCUCUUGUAAGUACACGGGGGGAGUUAUGAAGCCGCUGAGCCGACUUAGCGCCUCCCGCAGGAACCUGAUAGAAUCGGACAGUAGCAGCGAGACAAAAGAGGCCGGGGUUUCUGCUGUGGCUGGAGCAUCGGCUCAGGACAGACAGAGGGACACCCCUCACUCCUCCUCUGUGGGACAGUCCGCUACCCAUCAGCCCCCUCUCCAGAGCCCACCAGAGAUUGUGAUUUCAUCCAAAGAAGACUCGCCAUACCUCAGAGCUGGCUAUGACAUCACCGAUUCCUCCUCCAAUCAGAUGUCCAUUUACCACCAGAACCACGCGCUGGUGGAGAGCAGGCGUGCCCAGUCGGGACGGGGCAGCCGGCAGGGAGGCAUGGGGACUGUGGGCACCGCAGCCCGGGGUAGCACCUCCAAGGCUUCAAAACGCAAAAACCAAAACAUUGGCUACAAACUGGGUCACCGCAGAGCACUGUUUGAGAAGAGGAAGAGGCUCAGUGACUAUGCCCUCAUCUUCGGGAUGUUUGGCAUCGUUGUCAUGGUGAUCGAGACGGAGCUGUCGUGGGGCGUGUACACAAAGAGCUCCAUGUAUUCACUGGCCUUGAAGUGUUUGAUCAGCCUGUCCACUGUCAUCCUCCUGGGACUCAUAAUCGCCUACCACGCUCGAGAAGUUCAGCUGUUUGUCAUCGACAACGGGGCGGACGACUGGCGCAUCGCCAUGACGAUGGAGCGGGUGCUGCUCAUCGCUCUGGAGCUGCUGGUGUCUGCGGUGCACCCGGUGCCCGGGGACUUUAAGUUCCAGUGGAGGGCACGGCUGGCCUUCUCCUACGCUCCGUCCCAGGCCGAGGCAGACCUGGACAUGGUGCUUAGCGUGCCCAUGUUCCUGCGGCUCUACCUCAUCGCCAGAGUCAUGCUCCUGCACAGCAAACUGUUCACCGACGCCUCGUCCAGGAGUAUAGGAGCCCUCAACAAGGUUCAUUUUAACACACGCUUUGUAAUGAAAACGCUCAUGACUAUCUGCCCUGGGACGGUGCUGCUGGUCUUUAGCAUCUCCCUGUGGAUCAUCGCAGCCUGGACCGUGCGAGUGUGUGAAAGGUAUCAUGAUGCCCAGGAUGUGACCAGUAAUUUCCUGGGGGCCAUGUGGCUUAUCUCCAUCACCUUCUUGUCCAUUGGCUACGGCGACAUGGUGCCUCACACCUACUGUGGCAAAGGAGUGUGUCUGCUCACUGGAAUCAUGGGAGCGGGCUGCACGGCUCUUGUGGUUGCUGUGGUAGCCAGGAAACUGGAGCUGACCAAGGCCGAGAAGCACGUUCACAACUUCAUGAUGGACACACAGCUCACCAAACGGAUAAAGAACGCGGCGGCCAAUGUGCUGAGGGAGACGUGGCUCAUCUACAAACACACCAAACUGAUGAAGAAGAUCGACCACUCCAGAGUCCGAAAGCAUCAGCGCAAGUUCCUGCAGGCCAUCCAUCAACUACGCAGCGUGAAAAUGGAGCAGCGCAAACUCAGCGAUCAAGCCAACACACUAGUGGAUCUAUCAAAGAUGCAGAGUGUGAUGUACGAGCUCAUGUCUGAACUGAACGACCGCAGCGAGGACUUGGAGCGGCAGAUGUUGUCUUUGGAGCAGCGCGUGGAGCAGCUGACCGCCGGAUUCAACGCCCUGCCCGCCCACCUCUCCGCCACCCUCAGUGCCCAACACGCCGCUCUGGUGCACCUCCUCCGCGAACGGGACUCCAGGGACCACCACCGGAGCGGCCCGGGCGGGGGGAGCGACGUGGGGUUAGUGGGUGCGGUGGUGCCUCUGUCCCCCGCAUCUCCUUUAACUCACGUCCCGUCUUCAGCCUCUCCGAUCCAGGUUACCUCGCCAGCACAAACGCCCGCCCCGGUGCUCACUUUAGCGCUCGAGUCGCCCCUCUCGCCCCCGCCAAUGAGCCCCGAAGGCAGCCUAGAGGCCAGUCAGACUCCAAACACUUGCACAACCAGCUGCUGAGUGGGACACAUAUGUGGAGAGCGAACAGGGACCGCUUUGUCCCAUCUCCUCGGACAAAAAAAAAGAGACAGCACUAGAGUAAUCCACACGGUGGUCCUGUGAUAUCACGCUUCCAGGCACAAAGGGCAGAGGAGGGGGGCAAAACGAAGAGGACUAAGACAGAGAGGCGAUAUGAAAAAUGGGACACAAAUGAGAGAUUUUGGGUCGAUUUCCAUGGAGAAAAAUGGAGAUGAAACUGCAACUAAAAGGUGAGGGGGAGGCAGCAUGUCAGCCAGAGGAAUAGCCAGAGGACAAGAAAGGAGGAGCAAAAAGGGAAUAAUUAUAUGAACUCCAAAUGGAUCCGCUCAUAUUACUGAAAAGGCCUUUACUCUUUCUAUUGCUCUCUCUCUCUUCCCUCUCUCACAACCUCUCCUUUCUUUCACGGGGAAAGAAUGACCAUGACUUUUUAUCCUGAUGAUGUAUUUUAUAAGUGAAUGCGAAAUUAUGUGUUACCGAACAUCCCUUUAACAGAUGGUCCGUCCAAUGCGACCGCUUAACAAUGCUAGUGGCUUGCACAACACACGCACACACGGCAAUCACACAGGCACUGCAUGCACAAAAGAGUUAUACAAUGUGUUAGAUCAGUGGCUCUCAAACCAAGCACCACCUAUGAGAAGAUAUGGGUUCCUGAGUACCACCAGAUCUAAACCAGGUCUAAACUAGGGCUAAACCAGUUCUGUAAUGUGACUAUUCUUUCUUUAAAUUGUGACUAUGAGAUAACUAUAGAAAACCUACCCAAUUUCUUACCAAAAGCAGGUCAAAAAAUGGAAAAAAAAUCAAAUUAACCAAAGUAUUUGAGGUGUAAAGACCUUGCGUACCACCAGAAGAGGCCUGAGUACCAUUAGAUCUAAACCGGGUCUAAACUAGGUCCACCAGGUCUGAAAUAUGACUCCAGAAAAACUUACCCAAAGGAAGACAAAGAAGUAAUCUGGCUCUAAAUAAGCAAAUAUUUGAACUGUAGAUUGCUUUGCGUACAACCAGAAGGGGCUCAGACACCAAGGGCUCAAAAGCUAAACCAUGCCUGAAUAUGAAAUAGAAUUACACAUUAGAUAAAUCAGGUCUAUAAAUAGUACUAUCACAGCUCUAAAUUAUGAGUACAACAUAGCUACUGAAAAUCUAGUCAAGUACUUACUCAAAAGAUGAGGAAAGAAGAAGAUAAAAUUGGCUCUAAAUUAAAGUAUUUGAACUGUAGGGAAGCUGUGAAGGGACUUGAGUACCACCAGAUCUAAACCAGGACUAUAAAAGCUAUUCCAGUUUUAAACUAGAUCUGAAAACCAGUUCUGAAAUGUGACUACAACUUCUCUACAAGAAAAUAUAUCAAAGAACUUAAGAAAAAAAGAAGAAAGGCCUGACCAAGCUAGACUCAAGAUCUGGAGGUGAGUCCCCAGGCGAAUGGGUCAAAUAAAUAAUAAUAAUAAACUGUACCUUAAACAGAAGAGGCUUGUACUCAGAUCUAUACCAGUUCAGUAAGAGACGAUACCAGGUCUAAAAUAUGACUACAACAUAACUACUGAAAAUCUAGUCAAGUGCUUACCCAAAAAAAGGAAAAAAGAAGUGGAUAAAAUUGGCUCUAAAUUAAAGUAUUUGAACUGUAGUGGAGCUGUGAAGGGAACUUGAGUACCACCAGAUCUAAACCAGGUCUAUAAAAAACUAAAGUAGAUCUGAAAACCAGUUCUGAAAUAUGACUACAACAUCGCUACAAGAAAAUACAACAAAGAACUUAACAAAAAAGAAGAAACACAAGAUAGUCCAAACUCUGGCUGGAGAUGAGUUCCCAAGCGAAUGGGUCAAAUAAAUAAUAAUAAUAAACUGUACCUUAACCAGAAGAGGCUUGUGCUCUACCAGAUCUAAGACAGUUAAGUAAGAGACUAUACCAGGUCUAAAAUAUGACUACAGCAUAACUACUGAAAAUCUAGUCAAGUACUUAUCCAAAAGAAGUGGAUAAAAUUGGCUCUGAAUUAAAGUAUUUGAACUGUAGUGGAGCUGUGAAGGGACUUGAAUACCACCAGAUCUAAACCAGGUCUAUAAAAAACUAAACUAGAUCUGAAAACCAGUUCUGAAAUAUGACUACAACAUCGCUACAAGAAAAUAUAACAAAGAACUUAACAAAAAAAAGAAGAAACACAAGAUAGUCCUGACCAAGCCAAACUCAAGAUCUGGAGAUGAGUCCCCAGGCGAAUUGGGUGAAAUAAAUAAUAAUAAAAUAAUAAUAAACUGUACCUUAACCAGAAGAGGCUUGUGCACAGGCAGAUCUAAGCCAGUUCAGUAAGAGACUAUACCAGGUCUAAAAUAUGACUACAACAUAACUAGUGAAAGUCUAGUCAAGUUCAAAGUCCAAAAGAGGAGGAAAUAAGUGGCUAAAAUUGGCUCUAAAUUGAAGUAUUUGAACUGUAGAGGACUUAAGUACCACCAGAUCUAAACCAGGUCUAUAAAAAAAUUAAAUUGAUCUGAAAACCAGGUCUGAAAUAUGACUACAACAUUGCUACAGAAAAUAUAACAAAGAAUUUAAGAAAAGAAGAAGAAACACAAGAUAGUCCAGACCAGAGUCCCCAGGCGAUUGGGUGAAAUAAAUAAUAAUAAAAUAAUAAUAAACUGUACCUUAAAGAGAAGAUUCUUUUACUCUUCCAGAUCUAAGUCAGGUCUAAUAUAUGACUACAACAAAGCUGCAGAAAAUUUAACCAAAACGUGGCUCAAAGAAGGACAAAAAAGUGUAUCAAAUUGAAAUAAAUUCUGUAGAGGACCUUGCGUACCUUCAGACAGGGCUCGCCUACCACCGUUUGAGAACCACUGUUUUGGAUAUAGCCCCUUUUACAUGAUGCACUAGCCUUUAAGCUAACACUGAAGCCUAAACUGCCAAGCACUCAAUGCACUGUCACUGUCUCGAGCACUGCCAGUCACUGUAGACACCGUCAAACACACCAUGUUCUGUCAUGAAUGUGAGCUAAUGCUGUCGUCAAGGUUUAACCAAGCAUUUCUGAGACACUUCAACUACUCUUUGCAGACUAAUGUUCACUGAAGCUUUAAAAUAACAGACCACGCUCAAAUAAGAUCAAUUUAUACUGUAAAAUCUGAAUAUUUUAAAGGGCCGCUGUGUUACUUUUCUGCUGGAGCAUCUGGUACCUGCGUGUCUCCAGUGAGAGGUUAUUGCCUUGCGCAGAAUGUUCUACAGUAUGGCAGAACAUAUCUAUUAUACAUGUUUUUAUUACUUGUUAUUUCUCUGACAAAUGCUUUAAUCUGUUUGACUCCAUGGAGAUGCAUAAGGUAAAUGCCAUAUGUCAAAGCAGGUGACCCUCCACCAGAAAAGUUACAUAAAGAAACUCUAAAAACAGAUGAGAAUACUGUUAGUACAAAAAGAUUUUAUUUGUUUUUACUGAAAAAUAUCUUUUGCUGAACAGGUCUGGCUUUGAAGACGCGUUCAUAUUUGAGUGUGGGUUGGAGCUUUGCACAUUCUGUACCUAUGCUCCAGAGUCACUGAGUCAAAUGUUGGUAUAAAAAACACUGCAAUCGCUGACAGAUGACUGAACAAUCAAAAGUUUAUUUAUUAAUAAUAAAUGAUGUUUUAGAAAUAGAAGGGGCCUUGUGGCGUGUUUGCAGAAGAUGCUCUGUUGCUAUUUUUUACAAUAGAGGUUCAUGUUGGCUGUUCAUGUCUGUCUCAGUUUGUUUGGGUUAAAUUAAUGUUUAAGUUAAGGUUGCGUUCAUGACAUUUGAAUAGAAUCUGUGUAUCAUUCGUUCAUUCGUUUUUCAAUAUAAAACCAAAAAUAAGAAAACAAAAAAACAACUAUUUUCUUCAUUAUUUGUCUCCAAAACCAAAAUGAGAAAACAGAUUAAAGAUUCUUUUUUCAUAUUUCGAUUUUGUGUUUAAAUG
Molecule: messenger RNA, 6910 nt
Organism: Boleophthalmus pectinirostris (great blue-spotted mudskipper)
Lineage: Eukaryota; Metazoa; Chordata; Actinopteri; Gobiiformes; Gobiidae
Gene: kcnn3
Product: potassium intermediate/small conductance calcium-activated channel, subfamily N, member 3
Exons: 10
Coding region: 442-3006 (854 amino acids)
Biological process (GO): potassium ion transmembrane transport
Cellular component (GO): neuron projection; plasma membrane; neuronal cell body
Molecular function (GO): calmodulin binding; small conductance calcium-activated potassium channel activity
Source: RefSeq, a predicted model, not a curated record